Molecule: messenger RNA, 2493 nt
Organism: Macrobrachium nipponense
Lineage: Eukaryota; Metazoa; Arthropoda; Malacostraca; Decapoda; Palaemonidae
Exons: 4
Coding region: 620-1777 (385 amino acids)
Source: RefSeq, a predicted model, not a curated record
ACAUGAAUUAUAUUAAAACAAUUAUCCAUCUAUUCUACAGUCUAUUCAUGUCAUGGAAAAGACACAGCGUUAGCCAAGCAUUUAAGCCUACUUUUUAACAAAUAGAAAAAAAGAACCCAAUAGGUAUUCCUUUUUAAUAACAAUGGUUCAAGUUUUGUACUCUCUGUCUCUGACUACUGUUCUUCUCUUAGUUUCAAAUGGAUGCUUAUUUUGAGAAUAUGAAGUUUGUUUUUGUAAGAGUAAGCUUGUUAAGGUUGUUCUGUGAGCGAUAAUGAUUACACCAAUUCCUCAAGCAAGAGUCGCAAGCAGUAACCAGCUUCUUUACUUGCAAUCGCUCAGAAUACAAAACUAUUCCAUCAUACUAGUCACAGGCUAAACAGUUUGUUGUGAGCUGUAUGCUGCAGCACAAGUUAGUGUGGCUACAGAUGAAACACAGUUACUGUAGUGCAUUACAGUGCAAUGAAAAGGUAUCCAUGUACUGUACUACAUUGUUAAGGAAGAUUUUGAUUGCCUCUGAACUUUCAUUUUUUCAUCGCUUCAACUUUUGACUUUUACUCAGUUCAUUCUUAAUGUAAGACACUUCCAAAGUUCAGUAUUGCACUCCAAUCUUGACCAAGCAAUGGAGUCUGACUUAAAGCCACUUUCAGUCAUUGAAGAUAUUAGCCAUCAGUGGGCUGAAAAGAUGUUGUCACUCAAAUUUGGGAACCCUGUUACCUUACAUUCAUGGAGCUACGAGUACCCUGAGACUCCUGAAGGAUUCAUGAGUGAAAUUGUUUACCUGAAAGUUGUUUACAGUGGAAGUGAUGAUGAAAAAUUACAACUUAGGUUGGUGCUCAAAGUGCUACCAAGAGAACUGGAAAGAAAACAAACUAUUGCUCUUGGAGGCUUAGAUAGAAGAGAAAUAGCCUUUUAUAAAUUUGUUAAUACUCAGGAGUUUAAGGACUUGUGCUUAAAAAGUGGUGUUAAGCUGCAAGUACCUGAAGUUUAUUAUGCUUCCUAUUUCGAUGGAGACAUUACACUUGUUAUGCAGGAUCUUAAUAAUGUCAAUUAUAAGAGUGGUGUUGUAAAAGAAGGUAAUAGUCUUGCUCAGACUAAAGUAGCUGUACAAGCUGUUGCUCAGCUUCAUGCUGCAGGCUUAGCAUACUUGGAAAAAUAUGGAGAGUUAGGCGUUUUAACUGAUAUAGCAGAAGAGUUCAAAUUUACUUGCUUCGACAAGUUUUUCAUACGCAACCUGAACACUUUAGCCGAUAUGUAUAAAGGCACAGCAUUAGCAGACUCAAUGAAAUCUCUGAUACCUUAUACAAAAGAUAUUCUAGAAAUGAGAAAGAGGUUUCCUUUAAUAAGAACGGUAGUUCAUGGUGAUUACUGGGCUGGUCAGCUAAUGUAUUCGGAGGAUGAAAGCAAUGUCAUGAUGAUUGACUGGCAACACUGUAAUGUCGAUAAUCCUGCCAGUGAUAUCCUGUCAAUGCUGUUUAUGAGCAGUCACCCUUCAGUGUUGGAAGACCACUUAGAGGAAGUUGUACAGUGUUAUUGGGAAUCUUUAUCUAGUAAUACUAAAAAAUUUGGAUUGUCUCUGGACAUCACAUUUGAGCAAUUAAGGCAAAACGUUGAUGACCUGAUGCUUUUUGGAUUUAUGAUGGUUGGUAUAAGCAUUCCUGAGUUCCUUGGUGGAGGUAACAUUACCCCUGAAAGGUUGUUUGGUUAUGUUAACUUUCUAGAGAAAAAGUCAAUAGUGUCAAAAUAUGUGAAGAUGAUGGAAAAAGAACAUAACAUUUAGCAUUAAGACAUUAACAAUUUACUGUAUACUACUUGGACUUCAUUACAGUACAAACUGCUAUACUUUAGUAUUGCCUGUAGGUUCACAUGACCUUGUUGUGUGAAAUUAAAUACUAUCUGCGAUUAAUGAAGAAAAUAACAUAUGUGUACGAUGAAAUUUAUACAAUUGAGGUUUGUCAUUCUCUUUCAUGCUGAUACUAUGUCAAAUACCCUUUCUCUUUUUUAUUCAUUGUAUGGAAGUAUUCAAGUUGUCAAGUUCAAGCUUAGCUUGAGAGUAAUAGUAGUGACUUAAAUCAGUCGAAACCAUUAAUAGGUUUAUUCAUAGUUAUGAGGUGGCACAUAGAUGGUGAAAAUCUCAUCCACAAUCAGCUCUUAAUUUUAGAAAUGGUAAAAGUCAUGGUUGCCAAAAAAAAAAAAAAAAAAAAAAGUAACCAUUGAAGAUGUGCUGUAUUACAUUAUUAUGUAAGGGCGAAUUAAAUUCAUCUUUGGUCUUAUUUUAGAAUAUGUAAUGUAAUUCAAAAUUUAAGGUAAUUCAAAAAGGUAUAUAUUAGUUCAUACAUACUUUGUUUUUCAAACAGGUUGGAGUUUAGAUUUGUAAAUAGCUAAAAGACAUUUUAUACAAGUCAAGUUUUGUGUGGUACUGCUGUUACGUUUGCAAAUGAUUAAAUUAUUAGAAUUAUAGCCUUUUCAAAAGUUGAAUUUAAUAUCCUUGAAUUU